Messenger RNA from Lactuca virosa, 2697 nucleotides. NCBI's taxonomy places the organism in Eukaryota, Viridiplantae, Streptophyta, Magnoliopsida, Asterales, Asteraceae. The record is from the annotation of a GenBank genome assembly.
AUGCUUUCAUUUUCUGUGUUUGCUAACUUUAAAGGCCAAAUCUGUCCUGCUGUUGUGACAAUGGCAGCUAGAAAUAUCACUUUCAUCAGCGACUUAGACAAUAUGAGGGAUGAUUACACACUAAAAGUGUGUAUCAUCCGGUUGUGGAGAUCAUUUUCCGAAUCUGACCCCACUGUUGUGAAAUCAAUUGAAAUGAUAUUAAUGGAUGAAAUGGGUACAAAAAUCAGAGCCAGUGUCUACCGAAAAGAUUUCCAAAGGUUUGACUCCAAGCUGAAAGAAGAUGACGCUAUUUACAUCCGAUCCCCCACUAUAGCUCCAAACAAAUACACUUUUAAAAUAAGUGAUGUAACCUCCAAGUUAAACUUGCAUGGACAAACAACUGUUCAUGAGUGUCUUGGUUUUCAAUCCAAAACAAAAUAUGAGUUUUGUUUUGUAUCGUUUGAAACCAUUAUCUCUGCGACAACUACAUCUAAUAUCUCAAUUGAUGUUAUAGGUGAAGUUGUUUCGUUAGGCAAGCUGGAUUCCCGUGAUGUUAGCAAAUCGAAACAUAGGCUAACUUUACAAAUCAGAAACUUAGAAGGUUUGCAAGUUAACGUCAUAUUGUUUGCAGAUUUCGCAUACCAAGUGAUUUCUUAUCUUGAAGCUCAUAAACAAGUUGGUCGUGUGGUUAUUAUUUUGCAGUUUGCAAGACUUAAUGUCUAUAACGGAAUUCCUUCUGUUAACAAUUAUUUUGAUCACACACGUAUGUUCAUAAAUGCUGAUCUUCCCGAAAUUGUGGCCUUCACAGAUAGCUUGGUUGGAUUACGAGGAAUUCAAAACCCUUCUUCUUCUUUGACUUUUGAUAGCUCUCAAUCAUACAAUGAAUAUGAAGACUUUUUGAAUAAUCACAAAGUUAAAAAUGUUGUCGAUUUGCUAGAACCACAAGAGGUCGGGAAAUUUAUCAUUGUUGGUACAAUUUACGGUAUACGACAAGAUAUUGAUUGGUAUUAUGAUGCGUGUUCAAACUGUGGAAAGAAAGUUGAUCGAAGAGAUGUUUUUAGCGGUCCAGAUAGUGGUGAUGCAAGUGUGGUUGUUGAAUGCUCUACUGAUAAGUGUAAAAAAAAAGAGAUUUCUUCAGCUCCAAGGUAUAAAAUACCUAUUCGUGUCCAAGAUGAUUCUGGCACAAUCACACUAACUCUGUUUGAUAGAGAUGCUUAUAGACUUGUCAAACAACGUGCAAGUGAGCUCAUAGAGAAAAUCAAACAGGCUGGGGAUAAUCCGAGAAUGUAUCCUUAUGACCUCAAAUGUCUGGUACAUAAAAAGAUGGCAUUCAAGAUAGAUGUUAAUAGAUUCAACGUAUCCAAUAACUACAAUCGGUUUGGGAUACUUGGCUAUACGCUUGAUAGUAACGUUAUCAAUGCUUUGGAAAAAAAGUUAUCUGUUGAGGCAGGUAAUUCUGGAAAUCCUGAUGAUACAGAAAUCGCAUCUCACGAAGCAUCUCACGAAACGAAGUCGUUGAAGGACGCCAUCUCACAGACCGGUGAUAAUUUGACGCCUUCCAUGCCCGACAAAUCAGAAGCUACAAGUCCCUUCAAGUUUAAUUCACCCCCAAAUGUAAAAAAACGAAACGUUGGAGAUACAAUUGAUGUUGAUGAAUAUGAUAAUGUCAAUUCGUCUACAAAAGUACCGCGCUUGAAUUCCAAGGUCGAUGGCAACACAGAAACAUUCAAAGGAGUGGUCAAUCGAAACAAAAACGUAUGCACAUCUAUGUCAAAUGGGAAAAUGUCAAAACAACCAAUGUUACAAACACCUUCAUAUUUAAAUUUUAGAACUCCGUUAUCUAACAUUUCCAAUGUCAUGGAUAUCUCCAAUAACAGUUUUCAAGCACCCUUACCAAACAUCGGAAUGGAUUCAAACGACAAAAUCAACGGAGUUGUUCGUCGAAAUAAAAACAUAACCUCAUCUGAAUCAACUGCAAACAUGUCAAAACAAUCAAUUUUACAAAAUCCUCCUUCACAUUUAAAUGUUAGAACUCCGUUAUCUAACAUUUCCAAUGUUGAACUUGCAGAGUUAAAGAAUGCACCUCCAAGUUAUGAAAUUCUUUUUAAAUCUGGAGAUUCUAAAAGCAAACAUUUCAUGAAGAACAUUCGUUCGUACAAUUCUAUGUUUUCUUUUACGUCGAUGGGUGGCAAAAUUGAUUCCUCAAUCAAUAGAGGCAAUGCUCCAUACAUUUUUAGACUUAGUGGUCAAAAUUAUCAUAGUAUCGGAAGCCUUUUACCAAAUCAGGGAUUUAAACCAAAAUUCUCUCAGUUGUACAUAUACGAUACUGAUAAUGAAAUCGCAAAUAGACGAACAUGCUUGGGUGGAGAAAAUCAACGAUCUACAUCAAAUUCUUCUGUCCUUGAUGAUGAUAUUAUACAAGAUUUGAAAUUGAUGUUAGAUUCAAAUAAUGUCUUGGUUCAAUCUUAUAGGAUGGUUAGAGAUUGUUUUAAUGAAAAUCCUUGUGCUGAUAUCAAGUUGAGAAUUAUUGGAAGAAGGGACCAAGAUGGAAGGACAUACAACCUACCGUCUGCUUCUGAGGUAGCAGCUUUGAUUGUUGGAGAUAUUGGUGAUUCAAUUGAUAAUAGAGAUAUUGUUGUUCAAACUUCAUCUGAGUUGACAUACCACAUCGAGGUAUUACAUCUUCAAGCAACAGCAAGCGGCCCAACUGUACAAUGA